CGUGCGAAAUUUCAAUUUUUUCAAUAUCCUUUAUUGAUUGACCAAAGAUAUUUUACAAGCCUUUCUCCACUAAGCCCUUCUCUCUUCUCUCUUGGCCUCUCACUUGAAUCUCCCACAAAUUGAUCAAUCACAAAUUCCUUCUUCUUCUCUCUCUCUCUUCUCGAUCCCUACGAUUUUCCUCGCCAAGAAUCAAUUAUGAAAGGAGCUAAAUCAAAGACUGAAACCAGGAGCUCCAAGCUCUCUGUGACCAAGAAGCCGGCAAAAGGAGCAGGGCGUGGCAAAGCGGCUGCUAAGGAUCCAAACAAACCAAAGAGGCCAGCCAGUGCCUUCUUCGUUUUCAUGGAAGAUUUCCGUGAGACUUUCAAGAAGGAAAACCCCAAGAACAAGUCUGUUGCUACUGUUGGAAAAGCUGCUGGAGACAAGUGGAAAUCCUUGUCAGAUUCUGAGAAAGCUCCUUAUGUUGCUAAGGCUGAGAAACGCAAGGUUGAAUAUGAGAAGAACAUUAAAGCUUACAACAAGAAAUUGGAGGAAGGUCCAAAGGAAGAUGAGGAAUCUGACAAGUCAGUGUCAGAGGUCAAUGACGAGGAUGAUGCUGAGGAUGGUAGUGAAGAGGAGGAGGACGAUGACUAAAGAAGCUGAAGUUGUGGUAGCAUUAGUAUAGAUGGCUGCAAAGAUCUCUCUGGGCGAUUAUCCUUUUUUAUUUUAUUUUACUUGAAAUGUUGAUGGGGCUGAUUAAAAGGGUCUUUCUUUUAUCUUGUAUUUCCACGGUCUCCCACUAAAGCCCUUUGGAUGGAGAAAGUGAAUUGUAGAAUGUUUAGAUGGUGAAAGUGAGACUUGCAGCUCUGUACUCUUUGCCCUAUAAAACAAUUUAGUUUUCUUUUCUCAUUUAUGAUAUAAAUCGUUAAUGAUGUUGGUUAAA
Molecule: messenger RNA, 919 nt
Organism: Arabidopsis lyrata subsp. lyrata
Lineage: Eukaryota; Viridiplantae; Streptophyta; Magnoliopsida; Brassicales; Brassicaceae
Product: high mobility group B protein 2
Exons: 8
Coding region: 196-630 (144 amino acids)
Source: RefSeq, a predicted model, not a curated record